GGACCAAUCAGGAGGCGUUGUUGUGGGAAUUUAAAGGUCUGUGCGGCAUUUCCCUCACACAGCGGCUCGUUCUCCAGCUGAAGGAACCAACUCGUCUCCGUCGUCAGUGAAAAUGUCCGAGAACGAUCGUCUCACCAGUUUCAAGAACAAGGGCAAAGAUGCCACCGAGCUCCGUCGCAGGAGGGUGGAGGUGAACGUGGAGCUCCGCAAAGCCAAGAAAGAUGAUCAGAUGUUCAAGAGGAGGAACGUGGCCGCGUUUCCCGACGAGGCCACGUCUCCUCUGCAAGAGAGAACCCACAACUGUCAGACUUCCAGGCAGUGGACGGUUGAGGAGAUCAUCGCAGGUGUGAACACCGGUAACGUUGAGUCCCAGCUCCAGGCGACACAGGCCGCACGGAAACUUCUGUCCCGUGACAAGAACCCUCCCAUCGACCAGAUGAUCAGCGCCGGCCUGAUCCCCAGGUUUGUUGCUUUCCUGGGGCUCGUCGACUGUCCUCCGAUCCAGUUCGAGGCCUCCUGGGCUCUGACCAACAUCGCCUCCGGGACGUCCGAUCAGACGGCUGCUGUCGUGGAGGGCGGGGCCAUUCCGGCCUUCAUCAGCCUGGUCACGUCCACACACCAGCACAUCAGCGAGCAGGCAGUCUGGGCCCUUGGAAACAUUGCUGGUGAUGGAUCAGCUCUCAGAGACCGGGUCAUCAAGCACGGAGCCGUGGCCCCUCUGCUCAGUCUGGUGGCCGUCCCUGAUCUGUCUGUAUUUAAUACUGGCUAUGUGAGAAAUGUGACAUGGACGCUGUCAAACCUCUGCCGCAACAAGAACCCCUCCCCACCUAUGGCGGCGAUCCAGCAGAUCUUGCCCGCUCUCGUCCGCCUGCUGCACCACGAUGAUCGGGAAGUGUUGGCCGACGCGUGUUGGGCUCUCUCUUACUUGACGGACGGCUCCAAUGACCGCAUUGAGGUGGUCGUCCAAACCGGCAUCAUCCCUCGCCUUGUGAAGCUGCUGGGCUUUGACGAGUUGUCCGUCAUUACCCCGUCGCUGCGUGCCAUCGGCAACAUCGUGACCGGUACAGAUGAGCAGACGCAGGCGGUUCUUGAUGCCAGCGCCCUGUCCAUGUUCCCCCGACUGCUGCGCCACAAGAGAGCCAACAUCCAGAAGGAGGCAGCCUGGACUCUGUCCAACAUCACUGCAGGGAGAGACACCCAAAUCCAGGAGGUCAUCAACGCAGGCAUCGUCCCAUACCUGGUUGAAACGCUUGCUCGGGGCGACUAUAAAACUCAGAAGGAGGCUGUGUGGGCCAUUACAAACUUCACCAGUGGGGGCACUGUCCAGCAGGUGGUUUAUCUUGUUCAGGCCAACGUGAUCGAGCCUCUUCUGAAUCUGCUCUCCUCUAAGGACAGCAAAAUUGUCCUCGUCAUCUUGGAUGCCAUCACCAAUAUCUUCCUGGCUGGCGAUAAAAUUGGAGAGUCGGACAAGCUGAGUCUAAUGAUGGAAGAAUGCGGUGGACUGGACAGGAUUGAAUCUCUGCAGUCUCAUGAGAAUGAGAUGGUGUACAAAGCAGCCCUCAACCUGAUUGAAAAAUACUUCUCUGCGGAGGACGAGGAGCUGGAGUCUGUGGCCCCAGAAGCAACCAAUGAUGGUUAUGCUUUUCAAAUCAGUGAAAACCAGAGCACUUUCGAUUUCUAGACUUUCUAAUCUUUCAACUGUACUGUACUCUCCUUACCACUGUCUGUCCUUUUGUUCUUGUCCUUUUUGUAUGUACUGUACAUACUCUUUUUAAUAUGACGAAGCUGAUUGUAAAUAAAGUUGUCAGAUUA
Paralichthys olivaceus (Japanese flounder) is the source of this 1812-nucleotide messenger RNA. It is a transcript of the gene kpna2, whose product is annotated as karyopherin alpha 2 (RAG cohort 1, importin alpha 1). Gene Ontology annotation, biological process: NLS-bearing protein import into nucleus. Gene Ontology annotation, molecular function: protein binding; nuclear import signal receptor activity. Lineage: Eukaryota; Metazoa; Chordata; Actinopteri; Pleuronectiformes; Paralichthyidae. Gene Ontology annotation, cellular component: nucleus; cytoplasm. The record is from RefSeq and is a predicted model, not a curated record.